Molecule: messenger RNA, 1270 nt
Organism: Nomia melanderi (Alkali bee)
Lineage: Eukaryota; Metazoa; Arthropoda; Insecta; Hymenoptera; Halictidae
Product: ciliogenesis and planar polarity effector 2
Molecular function (GO): GTPase activity
Source: RefSeq, a predicted model, not a curated record
UAUAUAGGGUGUAGUACUUCGAUUUAACUGAAAAACUUUACCAGCUAAUUCAAGAGGUUACACUGGAAAAGUGUUGUAUAAACAAUAAGUCGAUUCAGAUCUCCUGGUGGGAUGUGGAUUAAAAUACUGACACAUUUAUGAUUAUGUUUGUCAUACUUGAUCUAUCCUUUUUAAAACUUUUUCUAUGCAGUUAGACAAAGUCAUAAAUAUAUUUAAGUAAAGGGCCACCGUGCGUAUAACAUUUUUUACCUGUAUUUUAUAAAUGUUUUAAAUACACCGUUCACUAGGAAUGAUCCGAUUAUUUGGAUCCGUAAAAAAAAGGAGAAAAGCGUGUUUAUCAGGUUGUUUGUCAAUGUUUCAAGAAAGAAGAGGCCAUUGUUAAAGAGGGUACGGUGAUCAUGAAUGCGAUAAACGUAAACUGGUUACAUUCAGUAGAAGGAGAAUCAUUGGUACAUCAUUUUUAUGUAAACACAUCAAAAAAAAGGAGAUUCUAUGGUAUACUUGAAAGACCGCCUCUACCAUCUUCAAUCGAAGAAGUGACUUAUAAAAUCUUCAUGGUUGGUAGAUCAGGAGUAGGAAAAACAUCUGUUGUAGCACGUCUCGGUGGCAUACAAGAAUCUAAUAAUUACAUAGAAACAAAUGGAAUAAAGAAAACAAAUGUUUUUUGGCCAGUUAAAAUAUGGGAUAAAGUUGUAUUGUUUAAGUUACAGUUUUGGGAUACUUCAGAGACAAGUAUUAAAAAAUAUAAUCACAUAUUGCCUGCAUGCAAGGACAAAGUUGAUGCUAUAUGCUCUGUGUUCUGUUUCGAUGAUGCCACAGGAUUUAAUGAUGUUCCAUAUUUGAUGAAUACAAUGGCAGCUAUAAAGGAAAAACCUGCUAAUAUAGUUAUAGGAACUAAAUUUAAACCGUGGUCAAGCUCUACAGUAGACGAUGCAAGGAUCAAGGAGUUCGAGGACAAAUGGAAAGUUAAAGUAAUUAGGCUCGAUAUCAAUAAAUUGUCCACCAGAUCUGAAAUAUUUGAUUGUUCGUAUCAGUUGAAUGCUAUAUGCAGUAUACUUUGGAACAGAGAUAAAGAGUUCAUAUCUAAGCAAAUGGGACAGAAUUAGGGCAGUAAUUAAUGAUUUAAUUUUGUGCUGGUAUAUUUUUCUUUGUCAAUACUAAUCAGAAACAAAUUUCAAAACUCUUUUUCGUGUAUCAAUAUUCCUUGUAAGAUAAAUAAGAUGACUAAAAGUGUAAUAACAUGAAAAAUAAAAUAAUAUAUUUUGAUUUA